UAAUACUUAGCAUGCAGUAGGUACAUGCAGAAAUUUAAGUAAACCACGAAUAAUAUUUAAAGUCUUCAGUAUGAAUCGUUUAAAAUUAUCUGCGUUGCUGAUUCUUCUCUGUCACCUCUUUGAGCUGUACUGCUCAGCAAAUGACACCGCUGAGGCCUUCAUCGAGAUGGUUCUGGGCAAAAUCAAGGCAGAUGAAAGCUAUGUCUUACCAAUCGACAAUUCGAAACUAGCUUAUGUUUCUCCCUUGCAGGAAAGUGCAACAUACGACUUUGGAACCUUCGACUUUGUCAUAGUUGGAGCAGGAUCAGCGGGUACUCUUUUGGCCAACAGACUGACAGAAAUCGAGAAGUGGAAAGUGCUCUUGCUGGAGGCUGGAGGUCCAGAGAAUGAGUUCAGUGACAUUCCAGGAAUGACAGUGGAAAUUUAUUCGACCGACAUGAAUUGGGGAUACUUAAGCACGCCACAGAAGCGAGCAUGUAGAGCAAUGGACCAGUUUCAGUGCACCUGUCCUAGAGGUAAAGUCCUAGGAGGAAGCAGUACUAUCAACGGAAAAAUGUACGUGAGGGGUAACAAAGCCGACUACAAUGCAUGGGAGAAGAUGGGCAAUCCUGGUUGGUCCUACAAAGACGUCUUGCCUUAUUUUAUAAAGACAGAAAAUUCCCAUAUCGACGACGGAGACCCAGGAUGCCACGGAAAAAGUGGUUUGUUAGAUGUCAACUACACUGAUCAGACCAUAUUUACCUCAGUGUUCUUAAGAGGAAAGGAAGAAUUAGGUUGCAGAGCAAUUGACUAUAAUGGCAAAAGUCAAAUUGGUGUCUCACGAAUUCAGUUUACGAUCAAGGGGAAUAAGGCAGUCAGUGGUGGAACAGCUUUCAUAGACCCAUUCUUGAAGAGAAGAAAUCUUAACGUUACCAUAAAUGCAUUUGUUACUAGAUUGAUAAUAGAUAAGGAUACAAAAACAGCACUUGGUGUCGAAUUCAUAAAAGAUGGGAGAAAGUAUGAAGCCAGAGCUAAAAAGGAAGUUAUACUUUCUGCUGGUGCUAUAAACACCCCGCAAAUAUUAAUGAUAUCUGGAAUAGGUCCCCAAGAAGAACUUACCAAAAUCGGAGUCGAGACCUUAGUGGACCUACCUGUCGGAUUAUCCAUGGAGGAUCAUGCCACAUUCGUCGGCUUAAACAUUAGAACUAACAUAACUCUAUUUAACGAAACCAUGGAAGUAUUGCUCAAGAGAUACUUGAAUAACCAGAGACCUUACACAGCCUCAUUCAAUGCAGAUGCUAUAAGCUUCAUCAACGUAAACGACAACAAAAGCUCAGUACCAGAUAUCCAACAAAUAUUAGCCACCCCCCCAGGAGUCACUCCAAACGGAUGGCGAAUGUUUAAUGGGAAUAAACAAGUAACAGAACAAUCUGCAGGAUUGCCAAAGCCUUACAAUGAUAUACAAAUAUGGACAGUGUUGCUACAUCCAAAAUCUAAAGGGAGCGUCAAGUUAAAAUCGGGCAGUCCUCUAGACUUCCCCAUCAUCGACUAUAAUUAUUACUCAGUAGAGGAAGAUAAGAAAACUAUGCUCAAAGCCAUAAAAGAAUCGUUAAAACUACUAGAAACAGAUGCCUUCAAGUCUAUCAACGCUACGUAUGUAUCAAUGUACAAAGUUUGCACAGAUUAUACCGAGGGUACUGACGAAUACUGGGAAUGUAUGGUAGAACAACUGACCACGACUCUGUAUCAUCCUGCUGGAACGACGAGAAUGGGUAAAUCAAGCAGGGAUUCCGUGGUAAACUCAAAACUGUUUGUGCACAGCACGAAACGAUUGAGAGUGGUGGAUGCUGGGGUUAUUCCCAAAAUACUUUCAGGAAAUAUCAACGCUCCGAUUUAUAUGAUUGCGGAAAAAGCUGCAGAUGAAAUUAAAAAUUACUGGAUUGUAUAAUAUAAUAUAAUAAUAUAUCUUUAUAAAAUAGUUAAUUAUUAUAAUUAUUAUUACAAUGAGAUAAAGAAAAAAUAAAGCUGUUGUGUCAUUGUUGUGUCGUAUCGCCUUACCAACCCAUAAUUUAUUAGGAGUUCAAGGUGAACAAUAGAGGAUAUAAUGGAACUACACUCUGAUACCAGAUGGACCACUGACAGAUGUCUAUAAUACAAACAAUCUUGGCACAGAUAUCAAAUGCAAUAUAUUCCAUUUUCUUCAAUAACACAGCACCACGAAAAAAUGUGGAUUGGACUUUGGAUCAGACCCAAGUAUCCAAUAGUAUUUUGACCUGCUGAAUCAAGAAACUCCCUUAGAAAGAAGUUUUAAACCGCUUUCUAGAGAAGUGUAUUCUAUGUGUCUCUCUGAAUAUCGAUGAAUUACAAAACGAAUUAUAAUAAAUGUAUAUGCUUACUUACAA
This is a messenger RNA of Anoplophora glabripennis (Asian longhorned beetle), 2381 nucleotides long. Its product is annotated as glucose dehydrogenase [FAD, quinone]-like. The transcript has 3 exons. The coding region runs from base 71 to 1927 and encodes 618 amino acids. The record is from RefSeq and is a predicted model, not a curated record. Lineage: Eukaryota; Metazoa; Arthropoda; Insecta; Coleoptera; Cerambycidae. Gene Ontology annotation, molecular function: oxidoreductase activity, acting on CH-OH group of donors; flavin adenine dinucleotide binding.